Messenger RNA from Cokeromyces recurvatus, 792 nucleotides. RefSeq names its product MoaB/Mog domain-containing protein. NCBI's taxonomy places the organism in Eukaryota, Fungi, Mucoromycota, Mucoromycetes, Mucorales, Mucoraceae. The record is from RefSeq and is a predicted model, not a curated record. The transcript has 2 exons. The coding region runs from base 1 to 792 and encodes 263 amino acids.
AUGAGUCAAAAAAACUUUACUGCUGCUUGUUGUAUAAUUGGUGACGAGAUUUUAAAUGGAAAAACAAGGGAUUCAAAUGCUAAUUAUUUAGCGAAAUAUUUAUUUGAGUUGGGUGUCGAAUUAAAGAGAAUUGAAACCAUUCCUGAUGAUUAUGAAGCUAUUAAGGAAACAAUUAAACGACUCUCAAGUCAACAUGAUCUUGUAUUUACAAGUGGUGGUAUAGGUCCUACUCACGAUGAUAUCACUUAUUCAGCACUCGCAAAGGCUUAUAAUUUAUCUUUAAAACUCGAUCAAGAGACGUGUCAACGAAUGGAACAAGUAUCGAAACAGAGAUUUCCAGAUUGGAAAUUAACAGAAGAGAGAAAGCGCAUGGCCCUAUUCCCUGAACCAUCUGAAAAACUGCGUAAUCAUAAUGAUAUAUGGGUACCUGUAGUUGUGGUCAAUAAAAAUAUUCAUGUCUUACCAGGUAUUCCUCGAUUGUUUGAAAUCCUUCUUGAAUCCUUAAAGCCGCACUUUAGAGCUCUCCUGGGUGAUCAUCCAGAGGCCUAUCAUCGUGUUCAAGUGGCGACACAAUUAAAGGAAGGUGACAUUGCCCCCUUUUUGACACAACUACAAAACCAAUGCAAGGAAAGGCACAUCAAGAUUGGUAGUUAUCCUAAUUGGGGUGAAGGUAAAGACGGUGCUCGUGUUGUCGUGAGUGUUGUAGGCAAAAAUGUGGCUGAGGUGAAUGCAAUUGGCGAGGAACUGGUGAAAGGGAUUGAAGGUUGGAUAACUCCAACAGUAGAUGCUUGA